Messenger RNA from Hyalella azteca, 559 nucleotides. Its product is annotated as unconventional myosin-If-like. The record is from RefSeq and is a predicted model, not a curated record. The annotation marks the transcript as partial. Gene Ontology annotation, cellular component: myosin complex. Gene Ontology annotation, molecular function: cytoskeletal motor activity; ATP binding. Lineage: Eukaryota; Metazoa; Arthropoda; Malacostraca; Amphipoda; Hyalellidae. The transcript has 4 exons.
AUACGAUGCAUCAAACCCAACGAGACCAAGAAACCCAGGGACUGGGAUCACGACAGAGUCAGGCAUCAGGUGGAAUAUCUCGGCCUGAAGGAGAACAUCAAAGUUAAGCGCGCAGGGUUCGCCUACCGCCGUCCCUUCCAGAAGUUCCUGGCGCGGUACGCGAUCCUGACGAAGGAGACGUGGCCGCACUGGGGCGGCGCCCCACACGAGGGCAUCUCCAUCAUCAUGCGUCAUGUUAACAUGGACCAUACGCAGUACCAGCUCGGCAAGACCAAGCUCUUCAUAAAGGACCCCGAGUCGCUGUAUAUGCUGGAGGAGUCGCGGGAGCGAAAGUUCGACCACUACGCGCGCGUCAUCCAAGCUGCCUUCAAAAAACAUUUCAGCAAGAAGCGGCAGCAGUGCGAGAAGGAGGCGGCGGCGGCGAUGCUGCAGGGGGCGAAGGAGCGGCGCCGCUGCAGCCUCAACAGGAACCACUACGGGGACUACCUGGGGNGAGGCUGGCAGGGUUGGAGAGCUGAGGGAGGCUGGCAGGGUUGGAGAGCUGAGGGAGGCUGGCAGG